Messenger RNA from Hansenula anomala, 1740 nucleotides. RefSeq lists its product as uncharacterized. Gene Ontology annotation, molecular function: sucrose:proton symporter activity. NCBI's taxonomy places the organism in Eukaryota, Fungi, Ascomycota, Saccharomycetes, Phaffomycetales, Wickerhamomycetaceae. The transcript has a single exon. The coding region runs from base 1 to 1740 and encodes 579 amino acids. The record is from RefSeq and is a predicted model, not a curated record. Gene Ontology annotation, cellular component: membrane. Gene Ontology annotation, biological process: transmembrane transport.
AUGGUAUCAUUUGCAGGCUUAUCAGAGAUCCAAGAUGCUAUCAAUCCUCACAGAUCUUUUUUUUACAUUAUCAUGUUAACUAUAAUAAUCGGUGGAUUACAAUUAUCAUGGUGCACAGAAUUUACUGAGGGAACACCGUUUUUGUUGUCGUUGGGGAUUUCAAAGCAUACAUUAGCACUAGUUUGGAUAGCUGGUCCAUUGAGUGGUUCUCUCGGUCAACCAAUCAUAGGAAUUUUCAGUGAUAAUUGUCAAUAUAAAUCAGGAAGAAGAAAACCUUUCAUAAUUGGGGGAUGCAUAGCAACCUCUUUAUCCUUACUUUAUUUGAGUAAUUCAGUUGAUUUGAUAAAAUUAUUUUAUCCAAGGGGGACAGAUGAAAAGAUUGUAAAACGUACAACAAUUCCAUUUGCUGCGUUUGGUGUUUACCUCUUGGAUUUUUCAAUUAGUGCAAUUCAAGCUGCGGCAAGAGCAUUUAUUGUUGAUAAUGUUGCAACUCAUCAGCAACAAAUAGCGAACGCUAUGGCUGCUAUUAUGAUUGGGGGAUUUAACAUUAUAGGUUACUUUUUGGGAUCUAUAAAGUUGACAAAAGUGCUUCCGUUUUUAGGGAAUACCCAAUUCAAAGUAUUGGCAGCAUUUGCCAGUAUAGUUUUGAUAAUCUCAAGUAUCAUAUCAUUGACCUAUAUCAAAGAAAGAGAUCCAACCCAUGACGUUGUUAUCAAAGCAGAGCGGAAGAAAAACCAGAAGAGACUCAAGGAAUUAGGUAUUGAAAAUCCGACAACUGGAUGGGGUGUUCUUUUAUCGCUUUUUAAGCAAACAAGCCAUAGUAUUAGAAGGCUUCCACCUCAAGUUAAAAUUGUUUGUCUGGCUGAAUUUUUUGCUUGGAUUGGAUACUUUCCUAUGCUUUUUUAUACAACAACGUAUGUUGGUGAACUUUAUAAAUAUGAGUUUUACAAGAAUAGAGGCCCUGAUCUCCCUCCAUUAACACCAGGGCAGCUACAGGAACUACAAGAUGAAAGUACUAGAAGAGGGUCAUUGGCUCUACUGCUACAUUCAAUCACCUCUUUUGCUAUUGAUUUGUUGUUACCGCUUCUUGUUCAACCAGUUGAAAGUAGAGCUGCGGAGAGCAUUGGUGUUAAUGAAGCAUCGCUGUUUUCGGGAAAUAUAAUAUCAGACUCUAUUGAAAGGUUUCGUUUAAAGUUUUGCAGCUGGUUAACUGUCAGACGUGCAUGGUAUAUUUCACACAUCAUUUUCAUCAUGUGUAUGCUUCUGACGUUUUUUAUUAGAUCUUCCACUGCUGCUAUAUGUCUGUUUGCAAUUCUUGGGAUCACUUGGGGCCAUGCUUUGUGGGCUCCUUUUGUUCUAAUUUCAGAGGAAAUAUCUCGAAUCAAAGAGAUAAAGGCUAAACUUCAACAAGUCAAACAAGAUAACAAUGAGACUUCAACAAUUGUUAACAAUCAAGCUGCAGAACGGUAUGAAAACUUUGAGCAUGAGGCCGGAGUCAUUUUGGGAAUCCACAAUUUUUUUGUUGCAGCACCACAAGUGAUCAGUUCUUUAUUGAGCAGCUUCUUAUUUAAACUGUUAUCGUCAGGGGGUAAUGGUUCUCAAUAUGAUGAUAGCUUGGGUUGGGUGUUCAGAUUUGGAGGGCUAGCCACAAUAGGUGCGUUAUUCCUCAGCAUAAAGGUGAAGACUAAUGAACAGUUAGAGAAAGAAGAACGUGAAAUAUUUAGCCAAAUGGACGUUUGA